Messenger RNA from Cutaneotrichosporon cavernicola, 762 nucleotides. RefSeq lists its product as uncharacterized. The transcript has 3 exons. Lineage: Eukaryota; Fungi; Basidiomycota; Tremellomycetes; Trichosporonales; Trichosporonaceae. The coding region runs from base 1 to 762 and encodes 253 amino acids. Gene Ontology annotation, molecular function: acetate transmembrane transporter activity. The record is from RefSeq and is a predicted model, not a curated record. Gene Ontology annotation, cellular component: plasma membrane.
AUGUCCAACGCCAACACUUCCAACUCGACGACCGACGUGGGGUACUUCGGUUCCGGUGAUAUCGAGAAGGGGCGGCCCUCCCACCUCGAGCGUGCUGUCACGCCAGGCGGCCACCCCAUCGACUUCUCGCAGCCUGCCAUCCCCGUCCAACACCGCAAGUACGGUAACCCGAUCCCCAUUGGCCUCAUCGCCUUCUCAAUGGCGUUCCUCAUGACCGGUUUGCUCAACUUUGGUGUUCGUGGCAUUAAGGCGCCCAAUGGUGUGCUGUCGUCUCUCAUGUUCUUCGUCGGUAUCACCCAGACCCUCGUCGGGUGGUUCGAGAUGUUCAUCGGUAACACCUUCUCUGCUACCAUCUUCUGCGCCUUCGGCGGCUUCGCCUUCUCGUACGUCGGCUUCUUCUUGCCAGCCAUGGGCAUCGUCGACGCCUUCACCGACAAGGUCACUGGAGAGGUCUCGCCCGACCUCUCCAACUCACUCGGCCUCUUCCUCGCCAUCUGGUCCGGCAUCACCUUCCUCUUCCUGCUUGCUGCCCUCCGUUCGUCCGUCGCCAUCAUCCUCGUCCUCUUCUUCACCACGAUGGCCUUUGCGCUCCUCGCCGCACAGCAGUUCACUGGAUCGUUGGGCGUCGCCAGGGCCGCCGGCGCAUUCUGCGUCAUGGACGCAGCCUGUGGAUUCUGGGCCGCCAUGGCUGGUUACUGGACUCCGGACACGACCUACGCCUUCAUCCGCGUCGACCCCAUCGACCUCUCACCCAAGGACUAG